AAUCAGCCACUUCUUGCUUGCCAAAACUGUCCAUUAACUUGGAAAAAGAAAAGAAAAUGAUUUUCUGUCUGAGAUGCCGUCGUAAACUUACAGUCUUCGUGAAGCCUCCGUGCUUUUACUUGUCACUGUCUUCAGAAUUUAGGGUUUCCGUAAACUCUGCGUUUCGUGGAAGAUCGCUCGCUCGCUCGCCUCCCCCGAACUCUCCGGACUCCGCCGCCUCCUUCUCACCGCCCGGCCGAUCGCCGGACGGAGAGCGAAGAAGCUCCGAGAAGAAAGAAAGUUGGACGGGGAAAAGGGGGAGAGGGGGGUCGUUACUCGCGUUAGGCAGCAACGUGUCCAGCCGCCUUGCCACUUUUAGCUUCCUCUUUUCUCGGAUAAGAGCUGAGAAAUUUCUAGCGGUUGUCAUUUUCGAUUUCUUGGUUCUGGUUUCUCCUCCGACGAAGGUGCGUUCAUGCUUUCUUUUACCGCUUUUUCCAUUUCUCGCCGAUCACUGAGUCUCCCCGUUGAAGAAUUAAUAGUAGGAGUCGAACAAUUUGGGAAAUUUUAUAGAUUGGAUUGGAUCCGUCUUACUUCUCCUCCCCUUUCUGUUGUUGAUUGAUACAGGGGGAUUCUGGUGGAUCUUUUGGGCGAUGUUUGUUUUUGGACAAUAGAUGAACUGAUUAGUUAUGAGAUUGUAUCUUGAAUUUGGGGGUAGAGGAGGGACACUGGUUUGCUUGGGAAGGAGGUAAAAGAUGCCGUCUGCCAAUUUCUCCAAGCUGAGAGCUGCUGUUCAGAAUGGGAUUCAGAGGUCAUUCGUAGGGCCAGAGAACAGGGUUCAGGAGUCCAUUGAUAUUCUGAUUGGGCAGAGCAAGUUUCAUUUCUGUAACUAUAAGCUGCUGCAUACCGUUCGGAUUGCUUCCCUGACAGACCUCCAGCUGCUUUGGAGACCCGGUAUUGUUUCUACAGCUGGAGCUGAUUCAUUGGUGCUUAACAGGGAGAGGAAUAUCUCUGUCGUUGGAGCGCUCUCGCGCACCUUCUCUGUACCGUCUGUUUCAGGUCCAUCAUAUCAAGUUGCUGGUUAUCACAUCGAUCGUGCUGUUUGUGACACUGGUGCAAUCUCAGCAGGGAAGAAGCUAAAGAACAGCAACAUGGCUGCUUCUGUGCAAAAAUCUUUUCUUGGUGAGAGCCUCUUGAAGAGCCUUACUUCAAAAAAGGGUUCUUGUAUACCUUGCUCAACCAGUAGUGAGAACAUCGCUUUUGGAAAUAGAAGUUUCAAAAUGGCCAGCAUGAGCUCAACAAGUUCUGAACAGUGUUCGUCUAACUCUCCAGUUUAUGGGUACUUGGCAUAUCACGCGGCAAACAAGUGGUUAGGUGUUUCUUCGAACAUAGAGAUGGCAGUGAGGCAUUUCCAUAGCUCCUCUUCAUCAUGCUUUUCCGCUGGAUCUGCUUCUAAUGUGAAUUAUGAAAGCUCGAACCGUGAGGAAAGGCUUGAUGUUGGUGCUUCAGAUUCAUCACAAUCAAAGCUCUCAGGAAGGUCACUGAAACUACUCUCUGGAUCAUGCUGCCUGCCUCAUCCUGACAAGGAAGAAACCGGUGGAGAGGAUGCUCACUUCAUCUGUUCAGAUGAGCAAGCUGUAGGGGUGGCUGAUGGCGUUGGUGGUUGGGCCGAUCUUGGUGUUGAUGCAGGAUUGUUUUCGAGGGAACUCAUGUCUCAUUCGGUUGAUGCAAUCCUGGAGGAGCCCAAGGGAUCUGUUGACCCAGCUAGAGUCUUGGAGAAAGCUCACUCUAGUACAAAAGCUAAAGGUUCCUCCACAGCUUGCAUCAUAGCUCUCACAGAAGAGGGUCUACGUGCUAUCAAUUUAGGGGACAGUGGCUUUAUGGUGAUUCGAGAUGGCUGCACCAUUUUCCGCUCUCCUGUGCAGCAGCAUGACUUCAAUUUUACAUUUCAGCUCGAGAGUGGAAAUAAUGGCGAUCUACCUAGCUCCGGCCAGGUAUUCACUGUCCCCAUUGCUCCUGGAGAUGUAAUUGUUGCAGGGACAGACGGUUUGUUCGACAACCUUUACAACAACGAGAUCACAGCAGUAGUUGUGCACGCCGUGAGAGCUGGGUUUGGGCCACAGGUGACGGCUCAGAAAAUAGCCGCAUUAGCACGACAACGAGCACAAGACAAAGACAGGCAGACCCCUUUCUCAACUGCUGCACAGGAUGCUGGAUUCCGUUACUAUGGGGGCAAGCUCGACGACAUCACUGUCGUCGUCUCUUAUAUUACCAACGCCGACGAGGAGCGCAAGCAGGCUUCUUAGGAAUCAAUUAUGGACGCAUUUUUGUCUUCUUGGUGGGUUAGUCAACUAUCUCCUGUUAGUAAUUUGAGAUUGUUCCCCUGUCAAAACUUGAUGCCUUGUAAAUACUCCCCAGCUCUCUUUCUCUUCAUGUUGUACUCUUAGUUGAUUCUAGCUACGUUGGCACACUGCUGAAGAAUGAACGGACUAGUUUCCA
Messenger RNA from Linum trigynum, 2475 nucleotides. Lineage: Eukaryota; Viridiplantae; Streptophyta; Magnoliopsida; Malpighiales; Linaceae. The record is from the annotation of a GenBank genome assembly.